Molecule: messenger RNA, 816 nt
Organism: Fibroporia radiculosa
Lineage: Eukaryota; Fungi; Basidiomycota; Agaricomycetes; Polyporales; Fibroporiaceae
Exons: 5
Coding region: 1-816 (271 amino acids)
Biological process (GO): regulation of transcription by RNA polymerase II
Cellular component (GO): mediator complex; core mediator complex
Molecular function (GO): transcription coregulator activity
Source: RefSeq, a predicted model, not a curated record
AUGGAGGAGGAGGAGGCCGAGCUCCGCAACCCAUUUCCAUCCCCUCCUUCUCACUACACGAAAUACACGACACACAACCUUCGUCUUCUCGACCUUUUCCGUGAACGCGUUGCCGACGCGAACAUCUCUUCGGCCAGCCAAUACGAGGCACUUUCAGACCAAAAUGACGUUCCGGAGUGGCCACUUGUUCAGCUUGAGAAACCUCGAGUCGAUUGGAUACUCGAGGAGGGACACUACACUGUCUUCGGGGACACCUGGUUUGUUAAAGAGACAAUCCCAUCACUCGCGGAUCUGGGCGGGCAACAGUUGUACCCCGUUGAUCCAAGCGUAGACCGGAGACCCGCACUGCGGAAUGUUCUUAGGUCUCUUCUCGUUACGUAUUCACGCUUGCUGGAUGCCCUGCUUGCACCUCCACCCACAGCAUCUUCCACCGCGCCGCCGGAGUGGCAGAGACAAGUCGAGUGGAUCACUGUUCUCGGACAGAACAUCAUGGCAGCGGCAAACGAUUUACGACCGGUACAAGCAAGAGGGAACUUAGAGCUCAUGUUGCGACGGCAACUCGAGCUACGCAGGGAGGAGACGAAGGCAAUACACGCGAAAUGCGACGCACUGGAAGCUAAGCUGGCAGAGAUUCGCAUGACUGUACAGACCUUGCCCCGUGAUGCCACAGUGCAAGCUGUUGGGAGGCAUGGGACGUCAUCGGUGAAUUCUGUGCUCUUCUCCCAGUACUUUUGGCUAAAUCCAUCUUCACAAUUACAGAGAGUUGCUAGUACCACGAUUGAAGACGUACUAUGUUGGGCAGAAGAAAUCAGUUAA